CGUUUCUCUCUUUCAGUUCUCUGCCGAUAACCUUAAAAUGGCGUCGGUCCGUUGCCUAUUGGGGUAUUACUUGAAAGCCGGAUCGCGCGAAACGCUUUUCACAAAACACAGGUGCCACCGUCUGCUGAAUUACACCGCGAUACCCUACGACCAUGACAAGGACCCGGCCCCCUUGUUUUUCAGUCCCGACGUGCAGCAACUGCUUUCGGAACUGACUCGGGCAGAUUUCGCUAAAGUGUUCCGCAAACGAAAACUGGGGAGGCAUAAACUGGCGCAACCCGAGUACAAAUUUAUGACGGACAAAGAGCUGAACGAAGCGAUGGAAAAAGCGAAACGAAAAGCGGCCAAACUGUUACAAAUACCGCCAGUUGUGAGCGUGAGAAAACCCGUUGACAGGGUGUUGUCGCGCGAUCCCGCGUUGCUCGGUUUGGACGAAUCGAGAUUCGUUUUCACGGAUAUAACGUACGGUAUUAAAGAUCGGGAUAGAUUAGUCGUGGUUAGAGAACCAGAUGGUACUUUACGAGAAGCAGAAUGGGAACUCAGAAAAAGAGUAAACCAGAUUUAUUUUCCGAUGCGCGGACGCGCACUCAAGACACCGAAAAUGUUCGACGGCGAAUAUUUGGCUGACGUAUUGUCCCGAAAAGAAUACGAAUUUAUUCUGGAAGCCGCUUGCGUCCAGUUUGAACCUGACGAUCCGGAAUAUCAACGUGUGGUGUCCAUCACCUACCAACACAUCAACGACAAUCACGCGUUUGAUUUGUUACGAUCGACGAGGCAUUUUGGGGCCCUGACAUUCUUCCUUGUUUGGAACAAAUGUAUCGACAACCUUCUGCAAGAACUUAUCGGCUCGUUACACUUGGACGAGGCCGUUAAAUUGUUGCGGUUAUAUUCCAAGAUCCACCACGUAGAAUUCGAAGGCUCCGACCAACUUGAACUGUUGGAAGAUUUCGCUAGAAAAUAUUCGGUCAGAAGGGGAGCAUUAGAAUUAGUUAUACAGGCCUGCAGAGAUACGGCGAAGGAGAAAGAAGAAGUGUAAAUGCAUCCCAAACGUUAAGUUAGGUAAAUAAAAU
This is a messenger RNA of Cylas formicarius (sweet potato weevil), 1070 nucleotides long. It is a transcript of the gene mRpS22, whose product is annotated as small ribosomal subunit protein mS22. Bases 38 to 1036 code for a protein of 332 amino acids. Gene Ontology annotation, cellular component: mitochondrial small ribosomal subunit. Gene Ontology annotation, molecular function: structural constituent of ribosome. The record is from RefSeq and is a predicted model, not a curated record. Lineage: Eukaryota; Metazoa; Arthropoda; Insecta; Coleoptera; Brentidae. The transcript has a single exon.